Molecule: messenger RNA, 597 nt
Organism: Schizophyllum commune H4-8
Lineage: Eukaryota; Fungi; Basidiomycota; Agaricomycetes; Agaricales; Schizophyllaceae
Exons: 3
Coding region: 1-597 (198 amino acids)
Source: RefSeq, a predicted model, not a curated record
AUGUUCAAUCCAUUCCCACCAUCAACAGGCCAAGCAUUCCUAAGAGCACGGACAGGGCCUCAUAAUUGGUGGCUUGGGAGGGUCGUCGCCGCCGAUGUUUGGUCCAUAAUAUCAGAUAUGCACGAUCACUGGCGCCGAACCCUGGCGUCAUCGAAGGAACGCGAGGAUCUCAAUGUGCUCGAGGGCCAGGCGAUCAAUGGCGUUGUGGUCGCACUUGGUUCCGUGUAUGCGCAGCACCGGAUACUCUGGAUGAACAGGGCCACUCAGGCAUACCCGGAACUAGCUGCAGUGAUCCACGUCGACCCUGCUUGGUACAAUACUCGCCGAACGAUCGUCGACCACUCGUCAAUCAGGUUCACCCUUGAAGAAGAGCUGAUGCCUGGUACACAUGUCUUCGUGAUCGUCUAUGGGAGUUUUAAAGAUGGAAUCCUGACCAUCAAGGACCUGAAGUACUCGACGAAAGUCUGCAAUGGUGACGCUAUCAUGCUGUAUGGCAGAAGGGGUGCGGUUGAGAUCGCAGUGAAGGGCAGGACAAAUGGACCACCAUGGGUGGCAGUCGACAUCGUGUACACAGAGAAGGAUGCUCUGCCAAAUUGA